Molecule: messenger RNA, 372 nt
Organism: Plasmopara halstedii
Lineage: Eukaryota; Oomycota; Peronosporomycetes; Peronosporales; Peronosporaceae
Exons: 1
Coding region: 1-372 (123 amino acids)
Source: RefSeq, a predicted model, not a curated record
AUGCCACUACUCACUCAUACAGUAAUUGAGUCGGAUAGUGGGUUAGUGAGUACAGCUGAACAUAUAUUUGAUGCUCCCACCUGUUGUGUAAUUCAGUACACAUAUGUAGAGGAAUCCACGAAUUUUGUUGAUCGCGGUGUUGAUGCUCCCGCUCUGGAUGCGGUUGAGUACGCGGGUGGGCUUGUUUCGCAUACGACUCCGCAUGAUGAUAAUAUCGCAUGCGGAUAUGCUGGUCUACGUUUUGAGGAUUCAAAGACUGACUGUGAAGUCACACGAACAAUUGCUCUUUUGAAACCGUUGCCAAUCAUGAAAGAGCUUGUGCAGCCCGAGAAAUUCUUUUACGAUGACAUUGCGGAGGUCGUGUUGCUAUAG